Daktulosphaira vitifoliae (grape phylloxera) is the source of this 956-nucleotide messenger RNA. RefSeq names its product co-chaperone protein daf-41 (gene p23). Gene Ontology annotation, cellular component: nucleus; cytosol. The transcript has 5 exons. Gene Ontology annotation, molecular function: protein-folding chaperone binding; Hsp90 protein binding. The coding region runs from base 162 to 779 and encodes 205 amino acids. NCBI's taxonomy places the organism in Eukaryota, Metazoa, Arthropoda, Insecta, Hemiptera, Phylloxeridae. Gene Ontology annotation, biological process: chaperone-mediated protein complex assembly; protein folding. The record is from RefSeq and is a predicted model, not a curated record.
GCUAGCUCAAUGAUUUUCUUCUUUACAAUUGACGAUCAGUAGUAUUUGCCGGUUAAUCGUUUAUGAGUAGUAGUUUUGUCAGUUUUGUUAAUACUGUUCGUUAAACGCUCUACACUAACUUCUUACACUUAUUUGAAGCAUUACAUUUUUAUACAAUCGCAAUGACCAACGAACAACCUUUGGUACCACCAGUAAUUUGGGCUCAACGAAACACAGUUGUUUAUAUAACUAUAUGUUUAGAAGAUUGCAAAAACCCAGAUAUUAAUAUAGAACCUGAACAGGUAUAUUUCCGAGGUGUAGGAGGACCCGAAAAAAAAGUUUAUGAAGUUACCAUACCCUUAUUCGCCAAAGUAGAACCUGAAAAUUGUAAAACUAUAGUUGGUGGUCGCUACAUUGAGCUCGUUUUACUAAAACCUUCUGAAGACACAAAAUAUUGGCCACAUUUAACCAAAGAGAAGAAGAAAUAUCAUUGGUUAAAAGUAGAUUUUAAAAAAUGGAAAGAUGAAGAUGAAACAGAUGACGAAGCAGCAGGUGGAGGAGAUGGUAACAUCGAUGAUAUGCUUAGUAUGAUGGGUGGAGCUGGAAAAAUGGGAGGCAUGGGAGGAAUGGGAGGAUUAGGUGGUUUAGGAGGAGAUUUCAAUGAACCUUCUGAUGAAGAUUCUGAUGAUGAAGAAAUGCCAGACCUUGAUGACAUUGAAACUGAAGCAGGUAAAGGCAAAGAAAAAAAUGAAGAAGAUCUUCCAAAACUAGAAGAAGUUAAACCUGCAACAACUGCCUAAUCCUUACUACUUUCAUGAUUAUCUCAUUCUUCCGAAUUUUUGUUCACUUAAUACGGUUUAAUUUAAACAAUAUUUUAUAUGUAUUUUUACAUCUAUAAAACUUAAUGCAGACAUAAUAAGUGAUCUUGUGGUGCAUUAAUGUUUAUAUUAAAUUAAAUGCCGUUUAUUAUUCACUUA